Molecule: messenger RNA, 3743 nt
Organism: Tarenaya hassleriana
Lineage: Eukaryota; Viridiplantae; Streptophyta; Magnoliopsida; Brassicales; Cleomaceae
Product: DNA topoisomerase 1
Exons: 23
Coding region: 154-3558 (1134 amino acids)
Biological process (GO): DNA topological change
Cellular component (GO): chromosome
Molecular function (GO): DNA binding; DNA topoisomerase type I (single strand cut, ATP-independent) activity
Source: RefSeq, a predicted model, not a curated record
UGGGCGUUGAAGAGCUUCCGCCUUCAAUAUCAAACAACAACAAAAUCUUUAUUUGUUCGUUCAUUCUCGCUUCGGCUAAAUUUGUGAGAAGCAAAAGAAAGUGAUCGGGAGAUGAUUUGAAGAGUUUCUGAAUCGAAAGUUUUGAGCUUUCCAAUGCAGAGAACUAUUUCUCUGGCUGCUUCUUCUUCGCCUUCGGCUCUGUCUCUUCGUCCUCUCAUGGCUAAGUUGCAAUGCAUGACGCUUCAUAAUCUUCCAGUCGCUCGUUCCUCUCCCUUAGCUACCUUUGAUAGUGUAUAUAGUUAUGUAAGCCAGGUUCAGUUUAAGAAAGGAGCUAUACGGUAUUCUUCGCCAACUUGCGCACUUCCUUCACGUGUAAGGCAUUUUGGGUCCCUUAAUUGUGCAGCACCUUGGAAUAGUUUGUGUUCAGGGUCAUCGAGAAGUAGUUUCAGACCCUUUUUGGUUAAUAGCUCCUUGUUUCCGAGGAGAUAUUUUUCUCAAGUCCCUAAUACUGGGAAUAAGAGUAUCGGCCCGGGUGGUGGUAGUGAUGGAAAGGGUGAGGGGAAUAGAUCAACUUUUAGGAAAAUUCAUAAAAGGUGGAAGAAGCAUAAGGUCACGGCAUCCACUGAAGCCGAAGCAGUGAUGCCUACUGAACCUGUUGUUGGGAGUGGCAGUACCGAUGGAAUCAAGGUGGAACUCCCUGCUGUUGCUUCACCUGCCAGCAAUAGUAAGCAAGCUUCUGCGGCAAAGACAAAGAGGAGGUCAAAGAGCAAAAAAGGUGAAGAUGAUAAAUCUUCUUCAGCAGCACCAGUUUCAGAGGCAGUCUCUAUAAAAGAGAGUUCAAAGGGUGCCCGCAAGUCAAAAAGCAGCCGGAAGUCUUCAUCUGCAUCUAAGAACAAGAUGGUGACGACAACUUCGAUUGUGGAGGAGCCUGAUGGAUCCGUUCCACCAAAAUCCAAGUUUGACGAGAAAAAUGUGAGUAAUGGUAGGCAACCAGGAAAGUCAAGAAGAAAAAUAAAUGGAUCACAGCAAAAUCAGACUCCGCAAACUAUGAAAAACAGCGUAGACCAUCGGGGUCAAAACGCGUUGAUUCCGCUUUAUCCACCAAGGGGGAAAUCUGUUAUUGUUGUUGAGUCACUUACAAAAGCAAAGGUUAUACAAGGUUAUCUUGGUAAUAUGUAUGAGGUUUUGCCGAGCUAUGGUCAUAUUAGAGAUUUGGCUGCAAGGUCUGGUUCAGUGAGGCCAGAUGAAGAUUUUAGCAUGGUUUGGGAGGUUCCAUCUACGGCUUGGACUCAUCUUAAGAGCAUAAAGGUGGCUCUAAAUGGAGCUGAAAAUCUUAUUCUUGCGUCGGAUCCAGAUCGUGAAGGAGAGGCAAUUUCCUGGCACAUCAUUGAGAUGUUGCAGCAGCAGGAUGCCUUACACGAAAGUAUGACCGUAUCAAGGGUCGUCUUCCAUGAGAUAACCGAGUCAGCAAUAAAAAAUGCUCUUCAGGCCCCACGGGAAAUUGAUGCGAACUUGGUACAUGCAUACCUUGCACGACGUGCUCUUGAUUAUCUCAUCGGGUUUAACAUUUCACCGCUACUUUGGAGGAAACUGCCUGGUUGCCAGUCAGCUGGAAGAGUCCAGUCUGCUGCUUUGGCUCUGAUUUGUGAUAGAGAAACUGAGGUUGAUGAAUUUAAGCCUCAGGAGUACUGGACUGUAGGAAUCAAAUUGCAAAAGGAAGGAAAGUCAACCACUUUUUCAGCUCACUUGACCUGUUUCAAUUCAAAGAAGUUGAAUCAGCUUUCUAUCAGCUCCAGCACGGAAGCUGGGGAUAUUGAGCAGAGGAUUAGAUCAGAAAAUUUUCAAGUGAUUCACUCUAAAAGAAGCACAAUGAGGAAAAAUCCACCUACUCCAUACAUAACAUCAACUCUUCAGCAGGAUGCUGCAAACAAGUUACAUUUUUCAACGACAUAUACCAUGAAGGUAGCUCAAAAACUUUAUGAGGGUGUCCAGUUAUGUGAUGGUAAAGCAGCUGGUCUCAUAACAUACAUGCGAACAGAUGGAUUACAUAUAUCUGAUGAAGCUGUCAAAGACAUUCAGACCUUAGUUUCUGAAAGAUAUGGGCAGACUUAUGUGUCAAAAGGUCCCCGUAAAUUUUUUAGAAAGGUGAAGAAUGCUCAGGAGGCCCAUGAAGCUAUUAGACCUACUGAUAUACGGAGGUUACCGUCAAAGCUUGUCGGAAUUCUUGAUGAGGAUUCUUUGAAGUUAUAUACCUUAAUAUGGUCACGGACUAUGGCAUGUCAAAUGGAACCUGCUUCCAUUGGGCAGAUACAACUUGAUAUUGGAAAUGCUUCUCAAACCAUUGUCUUCAGAUCAUCAUGCUCAAAAGUAGAGUUUCUUGGAUACCAGGCAGUUUAUGAGGAUGCAGAAGCAAAAACAAUCAAAUACAAAGAUGAUGAUAUGAGUGAACGCGAAGAAACUUUCGGGAUUCUCAGUUCAUUGAAGGCUGGAGACCUAUUACGUGUUGAUGAUGUGGAGCUCAAGCAGCACUACACUCAGCACCCACCACGCUAUUCUGAGGGGUCACUGAUUAAAAAGCUCGAGGAGCUGGGAAUAGGUAGACCAUCAACCUAUGCAUCUAUCUUUAAGGUUUUACAGGACAGGAAUUAUGUGACAUUAAAGAACCGAAUACUAUAUCCAGAGUUCCGUGGCAGGAUGGUUUCAGCUUUUCUUACCAACUACUUUACAGAGGUCACGGACUAUAGUUUUACUGCUGAUAUGGAGACUGAGCUUGACAACGUCUCAGCUGGUUUAACUGAAUGGAAGGGCCUCCUCGGAGACUACUGGACACGGUUCAGUUCGUAUUGUAAACGUGUUGAAAAUGUCCAUAUCCAUCAGGUGGAGAAGAUGUUAGAAAAAAGAUAUGGGGACUUUCUGUUUGCUUCCCUACCUGAUCCGAGUAAUAGGACAUGCCCAAGUUGUAUGGAAGGCACCUUAAUUUUCAAAGUUAGUAGGUUUGGUGCUGGGUAUUUCAUCGGUUGUGAUCAGCACCCGAGAUGCAAGUACAUUGCUAAAACACUUUAUGGCGAAAACGAAGAUGAUGAUGAUCCUCCAAAGAAUGUCAGUGUAGAAGAGCCAAAGCUGCUGGGUCUUCAUCCCAAUUCCAACGAAAAGGUUCUUUUGAAGAAGGGCCCAUACGGGUUCUAUGUACAACUUGGUGAGGACAGGACAGGGUUCCUGCCAAAACGUGCAUCCGCUUCCCAUAUAAAAGAUGUAGACUCUAUCACGGUUGAAGAUGCUCUCGAGUUACUACGCUACCCUUUGACAUUGGGAAGCCACCCUAAGGAUGGGCAGCCAGUGCUCUUGAAGCUUGGAAAAUUUGGAUUUACUGUUCGGCAUAGGCGCACUAUGGCUACUGUUCCGAGGGGUAUGAAACCAGGUGAUGUUACCUUAGAGAAGGCACUAAAGCUGUUGUCUAGCAAAAAUGUUAGAAGGAGUGGAAGGCCUAAAAAGGCACAACCAAAAGCAGAUGAGGAAGAUGGAGCAGUAGCAGAGGAAGAAGCUGUUGAAGCCGUGUAACAAUAAUGUAAUUCACCAAAGAAGGAGACUUUCACUGAAAGUGGUCUAUAUAUGGUUUGAUAGAUAUGAGCAUUGGAUUUGAAGAAAUUCUUUUUGGCAAUCAGAAUAAUAUUUGUCUUUAGGACCCAAUAGUGAUUGUUGAUUGUAAGAUCCAAUAACCAAUUUUUCAAAUUGCUAUGAUAAUA